AUGCUGGCAAAAAUAAAUUGGGAAAAAUUUAAGUCACUUGUAGCGACGAGCCAGAUCAAAUGGAAAUUCAACCCCCCAUCCGCACCAUGGUGGGGUGGAUGGUGGGAGCGCCUAAUCAGAAUCAUAAAGGAUUUAUUAAAAAGGACCCUCAAAAAGACGCACGUCUCAUUCGAAGAAAUGAGCACUAUUCUAUGUGAAUGUGAAGCAAUUGUAAACUCUCGACCAAUAUCUCAGGACGACGAACAAUUAAUAGCCAUUUCACCCGGGCUGUUGCUCAAAGGAACAGAGUUUGAAGGUGCACCUGAUCUCGACCAUUUGGAAAAUAUAUCGCUUGGUCGUCACAUGAGAUAUCGGCAACGGCUACGACAAGAGUUGAGACGUCGCUUCCGAGACGAGUACCUGGGCCAACUCGCGAGGCACUCCAAAACGACACACAAUCUUGCAACUGUGAAGCCUGGAGAUGUUGUGCUUGUGGCCAGCGACAAUCAAAAACGGCUGAAUUGGCCACUCGCUCGGGUGACCGACAUCGUGCCCGGUAAGGACGGUGUGCCACGAAUCGCAAGAUUGAGGACGGCCAAUAGCAAAUUGAUUCGACCUCUACAACGAUUAAUAUUGCUGGAAAGCUCUCCGUUUGUCAUGGUUAAUGACUCAAUGCAAGAUAAGAUACAAGAUGCUGAGUCGGAUAAUCAUAGGAAGGACGAAAUCGACGUCGAAGAUUCCCCGUUGAAGGAGCCUGUCCAGAAUAAAUCUACUUCACUUCAAGAAAGGAUUCACUUCAAGGAAGAUUAA
Messenger RNA from Trichogramma pretiosum, 789 nucleotides. RefSeq lists its product as uncharacterized. Gene Ontology annotation, molecular function: nucleic acid binding. The transcript has a single exon. The record is from RefSeq and is a predicted model, not a curated record. Bases 1 to 789 code for a protein of 262 amino acids. NCBI's taxonomy places the organism in Eukaryota, Metazoa, Arthropoda, Insecta, Hymenoptera, Trichogrammatidae.